AUGACUACUCCAUCGAUUGACAUAAAAUUCACCAAGAUUUUCAUCAACAAUGAAUGGCAUAAUUCUUUGAGUGGUAAAACAUUCACAACAGUGAAUCCGACUACUGAAGAAACAUUAGCCUAUGUACAAGAAGCUGAUGAAGGUGAUGUUGAUUUGGCUGUAAAAGCUGCAACUGAUGCAUUUCGUCCAUCUUCACAAUGGCGUCGAAUGAAUGCAUCGGAACGUGGUCAUUUGUUACAAAAACUUGCUGAUCUUAUGGAACGUGACAAAGAUUAUCUGGCUCGUUUGGAAGUAUACGAUAAUGGUAAACCGUUAGCUGAUGCUAUCGGUGAUAUUGAUGCUUCAAUCGGAACGUUUCGUUAUUAUGCCGGUUGGGCGGAUAAAAUUCAUGGCAAAGUGAUUCCAGCUGAUGGUAAAGUGUUUUCUUAUACGAAAAUUGAACCAGUCGGUGUUUGUGGUCAGAUUAUUCCAUGGAAUUAUCCGCUGCUCAUGGUUGCAUGGAAAUUUGCUCCGGCAUUAGCUUGUGGCUGUACAAUUGUUUUGAAACCGUCUGAAUUCACACCAUUAUCUGCAUUAUAUGUGGGUAGUUUAAUUGUUGAAGCUGGAUUUCCCGCUGGUGUCGUAAACAUUGUUCCUGGCUAUGGUUCGACAGCCGGACAUGCUUUGGUUCGACAUCCUUCUGUAGAUAAGAUUGCAUUCACCGGAUCAACACAAACUGGACAAUUGAUCAUGAAAACUGCAGCCGAAACAUGUAAACGUGUAUCAUUGGAAUUGGGAGGAAAAUCACCGUUGGUUGUAACUGAAAGCUGUAAAGAUUUAAAGAAAGCGGCUGAAAUAGCACAUCAAGCUUGUUUUGCCAAUAUGGGUCAAUGUUGCUGUGCUGGUACACGAACAUUCGUUCAUGAAUCGAUCUAUGAAGAAUUUGUUAAGAUGGCUGCCGAAAUUGCCCGUAAUCGUAAAGCAGGUGAUCCAUUUGAUUCGAAAACUGUUCAAGGACCACAAAUCAAUUUGAUACAAACGGAAAAAAUACUUGGAUUAAUUGAAUCCGGUAAGAAAGAAGGUGCACGUUGUGUUACUGGUGGUAAACGAAUGGCUGGCAAAGGAUAUUUUAUAGAACCAACUGUUUUCGCUGAUGUUACCGAUGAAAUGAGAAUUGCACGUGAAGAAAUUUUCGGACCAGUACAGCAGAUUAUUCGAUAUUCAUCAAUGGACGAAGUAAUUGAACGUUGUAAUGAUACUAGAUAUGGAUUAGCAGCAGGUAUUAUUACAGAAAAUUUUGAAGAAAUUAUUAAAUUCACUGAAAAUGUACGUGCCGGUACCGUAUGGGUUAAUUGUUAUGAUGAAGGUGGCACACAAAUACCAUUCGGUGGAUACAAACAAAGUGGUAUUGGCCGCGAAUUGGGUGAAGAUGGUCUACAUCCGUAUUGUGAAAUUAAAUCCGUAAUUAUUCGAAAAUAG
Messenger RNA from Dermatophagoides farinae (American house dust mite), 1458 nucleotides. RefSeq names its product aldehyde dehydrogenase X, mitochondrial. The record is from RefSeq and is a predicted model, not a curated record. Gene Ontology annotation, molecular function: oxidoreductase activity, acting on the aldehyde or oxo group of donors, NAD or NADP as acceptor. NCBI's taxonomy places the organism in Eukaryota, Metazoa, Arthropoda, Arachnida, Sarcoptiformes, Pyroglyphidae.